CUCCUGCCUCAGCAUCGAAGGCUUCGAGUGGCCAAUGAGGAUUACGGAGUUGUAGCAAAUAGCAGAGUGUGCAGAAAGGGAGAGGAGUGCAGAGCCUGUUGCUGUCCCAUGAUGCAUCUACACAUGAAAGAGCAGGAUCAGCCACACAGAGGGCUGUUUCUAUGGAUACCCCUGCCCUGGGUAGUAUUAAUAAGACUCACUGAUAUUCUGACUAUCUGUCCGUGAAGGAAGUACAGAGAUUAUUAGUGUCUCCCUGCAGCAGACUCCAGCGUCAGAUAACAUCCGUAUAGCAGUGAAAGGCAAAUUCAUUCUUUUUAGAGUUGGACGUUCUGUAGAUUCUUGAACAAAAUAUGUUCAAAUCCGUAGGCGCACAAUCAUUGACUAAAGCAAAUGUUAGAGAUCGUUCCACUUGGCUUAAUAUAUUUUGAUCCUUUCUGAGGGUCCUUUUUGUUUGGGGCCCAGCCACUCCAGUUCAAAUGUGAACAUUGACAGCAAAUGGUUUGAUAAAAUUGAGAUUUAAUAGGAAUCUGCCCACACAGGACUCGAAGAGGAGGUAAAGUGAUGCACAACUUGUUCUGAGGCCUGAGGAAUGAUUCAAUUUCGGGGCUCCUAAAACUGCCACAAUCUUUCGCCAGACUAGUCUCUGCAUUGUAUUUUUGGCCUUGGCUACAUGAUAAUAGAUCCAUAUGCACUCGCUACCCAAAGAAAUGUCUAGUUAUGAUUCUGGACUCACCAGCAAGAUGUGGCACCAGACGAUAACACAGCAGUUUUAAUUAAAGAAAUUGUGGAGAUCCAAACUGAGCAAUCAUGGCCAGACAGGACACUCCCCUCUUCCUCCAUGGCUUUGACCUCAGUGGUCACUUUGUUGACCUUCGACCUCUCGGCACAGGUGUCACCGGCCUGGUGCUCUCAGCUGUGGACCAGCGCAACGGACAGCGCGUGGCCAUUAAAAAGCUGGUGAUGCGCGACGCCGUGACGGUGAAACAUGCCCUGCGGGAGGUCAAAAUCACCCAUCGGCUGCACCACGAAAAUGUGGUCCAGGUUCAUGAGGUCUUGGCACCAUAUGGACGCCCGCUGCCCCGAGACCCGACCCAGCUCAGCGCCCUGUACAUUGUCCAGGAGUGCAUGGAGACUGAUCUGGCUCGGCUGCUGGAACAAGGACCACUACCCACAGGUCACGCCACUCUGCUGUUCUACCAGCUGCUGAGGGGCCUGAAGUUCAUCCACUCAGCGAACGUCCUGCACAGAGACCUAAAGCCGGCCAACAUAUUCAUCAACACGGACCAACUGCUGCUCAAGGUCGGAGACUUCGGGCUGGCGAGAAUAGUCGACCCUCGCUAUUCUCAUAAGGGCUACCUGUCUGAGGGCCUGGUGACUAAGUGGUACUGUUCCCCCCGUCUGCUCCUGUCCCCCAACAACUACACCAAGGCCAUAGACAUGUGGGCCACAGGCUGUAUACUGGCUGAGAUGCUGACUGGACGCAUGAUGUUUGCAGGAGCUCACGAGCUGGAGCAGAUGCAGCUGAUCCUGGACACAGUGCCGGUGCUGAGAGAGGAGGACAGACAGGACCUGCUACAGGUGAUGCCUUCAUAUGUCAGUCGAGGAUGGAGAGUCAAGAAGCCCUUCUCUGAAUUGCUGCCUGAAGUGGAUGCUCAGGCUGUGGACUUCCUUGAGCGUAUCUUGACCUUUAACCCCAUGGAUCGGCUGACGGCUGAAGCAGCCCUGUCCCAUGCCUUUCUCCAGCAGUACUCCUGUCCAGAGGACGAGCCCACCUCCUCGCACCCCUUCCACAUCGAGGACGAACUGGAGGACAACCUCAUCACCGAGCAGAGCCUGAGCAACAGUCAGGCCUCCAGCAUCCACUGGGACAGGUAUGAGAACAGUUUAUCAGCAGAUGUGUGUUGGCGGCAGUCGGGCGGGAGGUGCCGCUGCAUGCCCCCUGCCCACGCGUCCUCUGACCUUGGGGACACGACGGAGGAUGAGGAGGUGCAGAGGGACCCCCGGGCCAAUUCCACCUCACUGUUAGAGGAGGCGCAGGUGGACCCACGGAAAUAUUCCCACAGCAGCUCAGCUGAACGCUUCCUGGAAAACUCCCACUCCUCUCUGGAGCGGGCCUGUGGUUUGGGGCAAGGGGAACUGGACUGCGGCCGCUCCUGUGACUACAAAGUGGGCUCUCCCUCAUAUCUGGAUAAAAUUGCCUGGAGGGAGGGCAAGCCUCAACACUACUCGGAGCCUAAGCUGAUACUGGAUCUGUCUCACUGGAAGCGCAACACUAACAUCCUCCCUGUGCCUGCUGAGCCCAUCGGUGGCAGCAUGGAAGACCUGGGAGACAUGAAGGAGGAGGAGGCAGAAGAGGAGGAAGAGGAGGAGACGGGGGAUUUGUUCCAGGAGAUCUCUCGCUGGGUACAAAGCACCCAGUCCCGUCUGCACUCGCCCACUCUCAGUCCAUGUUUGGAGCCACAUUCACCCUCCUGCUACACCUUCUCCCCCCCUCUCCCUCUCUCCCCGACUGAUCUCCCAACUCCAGUCUUCCACUACACAGAAGUUGUGCGGCAACCUUCAGCUGAUUAUGAUGAACACAGACUAAGCCCAUAUCCGGCUCUUACAUCUUCCUCCAAUUCCCUUCCCUCUCUCCUCCCCACGUCUCCCACCUCUCCCCUUCCUCCUCAGUCACCUCCAACAGUUUCUCCCCCCAUCUCUCCCCUACUUUUUCCUCCCUCAGAAUCUCAGCCCCUUUCCUCUACUUCCUCCAUUUUUCCGCCUGUCAACGAGGACUCCAUGGAGUCGCUUCCUGUCAAGCAAAAGGAUCGUCUAUUUGACCUGGAUGUCUUCAUAUCCCGAGCACUGAAACUGUGCAGGCAGAACAAGGAGAAAGCAGACGGAAAGAAAGGAAGGGAGAAAGAUGGAGGGUGGAGGGACGAGAGCAAACAGCCGAACAUUAACAGAAAGGUGCCCAGGCUUCCAGAGUACAGGACUCCACCACCACCACACACCCCUAACUCUUGAUGUUUAAUUUCAGCUUCAGGCCGAAAACAUUAUUGCAUCAUGACAGGCAACAUUUCCAAAUGCUUUACAUGGUGAGUAUGCUGCUUGAACACAAGACCUGAGUGUUUUCAGCAACUUAUGUACUGAAACAAUCCUGCAGCUUUGUCAAGAUGUCCUCUCAGGUCAGAAGAGGUCAGACAGCAUUUGGGGUAAAUAUAAAUAACCAUGCUUAUAGCAAUGAGUUGUCUGAUGUGAGGGUAUUUAGAAUCAGUGAGCUAAUUUAUGUUUGCGUAAUAUUUGAAUUUCUAUAAUUUGUCAAGUUUAAGAUAAAUUUGACUUGAUUACAGCUUAUUUUGCAACACAAAUUUCUAACUAAUGACUUCUAGGGAACAGUUAAUAAGAGGUAUGCAGGCUAUUGAUAACUAAUGGAGAGGUAUCACUUGGUUUAGUUUUGCUCUGGUUUUGUUUUUGCUCCUGCUGAGUUUUGCUCUGGUUUUGUUUUUGCUCCUGCUGAGUUUCAAUCAUUCAGUCAUUUCUCGAAACGUCCGGCUGUCUUCCAAAGGUGAUGUUCACCAAAUAAUGAAAGUGACACAAGAAAUGCUUCCUCCAUGUUUCUCUGAAUGUAUUAACUGAAAAGUAAUCAGUCAAAUUAUGAUACAUGGAAAAACCAUGAGGCUUUUUAUUUGUUGAUCCGUCAACAGUAACUUGAUGAGCUCUGUCACUGAUUCAUGCCUUGUAAACUUGUAUAAAACUCUUGUCUUAUUUAAUUCUAUAAUAUAUUUCUUAAGACUAUUGUCUUGAUAUCGUGUCUGAAGUAUUUUAGUUUUAUUAGUUGAACGCUGGAGCAGUUUUAUGUUAACUUGGAGUGAGUUGUAUUCUGUGUCAUGUGAAAUGCUCUGUUGUUGUAAUUUAUGAUUUGUUCAGCAGAUUGUGCUCUAGUUUGAUUGUUAAUAGUUUAAUAUAUUUUCUGCCGGAAACUGGGGUCAUCAUCUGCUGUUCACUUAACUGUGCUCUCCUCUCUGUACCGGACAGACAGUCAUCUGUCAUCAUUCAUCGUUGGCCACAGAAAUCUCAAACAACAUCAGCAUUUAUUUUGGAGAAUGUAGAUCCUUUGCAGCUUUUCUAGGAAAUGAUUUGUACUCAAAAUGUCUCAGUGCCACCCAAAAAAAUUUGAGAUAUGGUGGCGAAAAUAAAUCAAGUAUAUUUUGGUAUUGCUCGAACAAGGCAACCAAAUCAGGUAAAAGAUACAAUCAGAAACUGAUGAAGGCCAUUGAUUUGUGUCACAAAAACUCAAUCGUGUACUUCUGACAUUCAUUUAACUUACCAAAAUAAUAAGGUAGUGGUUGGCAAAUGGAAACAUAGAAAUUUUGGUUACUCUAGAGAAGAAGUACACUUGAAUUCAUGUGCCCCUUAUUCUGUAGAGGAAACAGUUUCCCUUUUGCUCUGCUGUGGCUGUACACUUUGAGUACAUGCAGCCCAUAGACAACAGUCCGUGGGCUGUAAAUACACAAGGGUACAGCUACUGGAAAUGUCAGAGGUCACUGACAUGUUAAAAUAAACUUCCAGGACAGAUACACCGCCCCAAAAUAAGAAAACAUUCAAGCUUCAGUCCAGCAUCUGAGACCCAAAUCUGACGAGAAUUUCUAGUUCAAGUCUCUCAUGACCUCUUAGAUAUCAGCUAAAUUAAAUUAGUCUAUAGAAUCCAUGCAAGCCACACUCAGAACACUAUGCUUUUGUUUGCAGGAUUUUAUGUUCUCUUUCCAAGCAGUUUGCAGCUGUUAACAGGUACUGCACAUAUAACCUUGCGAAAUGCGUACUUCCAUAAUAUCCGCAGCUUUUAUACGCACUGUGGCCAACAAACACAGGAUAUUAGCAGAUCAUCACUUGCACAACAUAGUAUGACUGCCUAAGGAUUGAGCCAUAUGGGAGAAAUGGUAACGGUGCAACUUCUGAUACAGCAAAGCCAGGUGUGUUCUUUUAUAUUCACAUAAGACAUGAAGCACAUUUAGAGUCACUAGCACAUUUAGAAAUAAAGGUUUUCCUCAGUGAGUACUGAUACUCCACCACUGUCAAUGUUCAUUUUAAGGUUUUAACCAGGGGCAAAAGAUUGCUGGACAAACUGACAAAAGGGUGAAGUGCAAAACUGUCCAUUUUCAAGUCCAGAAGCUUUUAAUUAUUUAUUAAAAAAAAUAAAAUCUGUUCUGUAGUUAAACUAAUUUAAAUAAAUCAGUUUUUUAACCUAUACAGGUCUAAUGAUCACAUUUUGCAUCAUACAGUUUCCUCUGCAGGUAAUCUAAGCCAGCAAUAACACCACUGACUCAUAACACACUGUAACACAUGUGGUUACUGAGCCUGAGUUAAUUCUUUUAAAUGUGUGAAGCAAUGUAGAAAAUGUGCCUCAGUACACCUCAAUGCUUCCAGCUUGCUGAAUGUAACAUAUCCUCCUCUGCUGUCUGCAUGGCUUUUCACAGAUAUUCAUAUCGCUCGAACUCUGUUGUUUUUACUACGUCACUUUGUGAAACUGUCAUAUUUUUAUGGGCUCUGAUUUCUUUUGCACAGAGGCUCCAGCUUCUCAUUUAAGAAAAGCUGUGAGGUUUUUAAAUGCUCAGUAUUGAUUGAUAGUUUCUCUUUUUGCAGUUUCUGCUUUUGCUGGACAAUUAAUAAACCAAUAGUUAAACUAUUA
Hippoglossus stenolepis (Pacific halibut) is the source of this 5668-nucleotide messenger RNA. It is a transcript of the gene mapk4, whose product is annotated as mitogen-activated protein kinase 4. Gene Ontology annotation, biological process: intracellular signal transduction; protein phosphorylation; cell surface receptor signaling pathway. The transcript has 8 exons. NCBI's taxonomy places the organism in Eukaryota, Metazoa, Chordata, Actinopteri, Pleuronectiformes, Pleuronectidae. Gene Ontology annotation, cellular component: cytoplasm; nucleus. Bases 808 to 3006 code for a protein of 732 amino acids. The record is from RefSeq and is a predicted model, not a curated record. Gene Ontology annotation, molecular function: MAP kinase activity; ATP binding.